AUGCCGGGGUUUCGCCGGUCCAGACGGGGGCUUUGGCCCACGCACAGGACAGCCCUGCACUGCGCCGCGGCAACCGGAGACCUGGGGUGCUGCGAGUCCAUUAUCCAGAACAUCGCUGACGUGUUCUCGCUGGACGGACGGCAAUGUAGCCCUCUGGACAUCGCUUGCCUGGGCAAUCAGGUGCCCGCGGUGGAGCAUUUCUCGGACAAGAUGGAUCGGUAG
Ectocarpus siliculosus is the source of this 222-nucleotide messenger RNA. NCBI's taxonomy places the organism in Eukaryota, Phaeophyceae, Ectocarpales, Ectocarpaceae. The record is from the annotation of a GenBank genome assembly.